AUGGAGAACGACAAGGGCGAGACCGUCGACCUCUACGUCCCCCGCAAGUGCAGCGCCACCAACCGCAUCAUCAAGGCCAAGGACCACGCCUCCGUCCAGAUCUCCAUCGCCAAGGUUGACGAGAACGGCCGCGCCAUCGCCGGCGAGAACAUCGUCUACGCCCUCUGCGGCUUCGUCCGAUCCGUCGGCGAGAGCGACGACUCCCUUAACAGGCUCGCGCAACGGGACGGUCUCCUCAAGAACGUCUGGAGCCCCGUACGAUAA
Scedosporium apiospermum is the source of this 264-nucleotide messenger RNA. RefSeq lists its product as uncharacterized. The transcript is spliced from 2 exons. Lineage: Eukaryota; Fungi; Ascomycota; Sordariomycetes; Microascales; Microascaceae. Bases 1 to 264 code for a protein of 87 amino acids. Gene Ontology annotation, biological process: translation; endonucleolytic cleavage to generate mature 3'-end of SSU-rRNA from (SSU-rRNA, 5.8S rRNA, LSU-rRNA); endonucleolytic cleavage in ITS1 to separate SSU-rRNA from 5.8S rRNA and LSU-rRNA from tricistronic rRNA transcript (SSU-rRNA, 5.8S rRNA, LSU-rRNA). Gene Ontology annotation, cellular component: ribosome; cytosolic small ribosomal subunit. Gene Ontology annotation, molecular function: structural constituent of ribosome. The record is from RefSeq and is a predicted model, not a curated record.